Maudiozyma saulgeensis is the source of this 1065-nucleotide messenger RNA. The record is from the annotation of a GenBank genome assembly. Lineage: Eukaryota; Fungi; Ascomycota; Saccharomycetes; Saccharomycetales; Saccharomycetaceae.
AUGACUAGUCAAGCAAACGUUACAUUACCAAGCAUCCAAAUGUUGCUCUCGAACAUCGAACAAAAAUCAGACCCCCCACAGUCUGGACCUCCACCACAAAUGCAACCUUCAUACUCUUACAAUACCAUGUACUCCACAUCUGGAUCAGCUCCAAUCCCUGUUAGCACUCCAGUCGCUAUCAACUCAUCUUUGUACAGGGAUCCAUACAAUGCUCAAUACAAUGUAUCUUAUGAGACUCCAAUGCCACAAUAUCAACCAUAUAUGCAAGUCAAUGGGUAUAUUUCCCCUGUAGCUGGCCCACAGGUUACCAAUAUGGAUUCCAUUAGAUCUGCCCAUAUUCUAAAAUCAUUAUCUGUUCAAACGCAAGACGUUCCAAGAUAUCAACAACCAAUUAUGCAUAUGUCUGCACGUGUUCAAGGUUAUAAUCAAUUACCAACACCUGUAUUACACAAAGUGUCUCCAGUACCAUACUACGAACAUAAUGGUAGUAUGAUCCUUGAUGGUGUUCCGAUGGAAUACAGUACUGAAAUGACAAAAAUUAUGCCUGCUUCUCCAUCGUCUAUCUCAUCUAAUUCUUCUUCAAGAACUUCAUCUUCUUCUUUAACUUCAACUUCUGCAUCUUCGUCUACUAUUGCUGGUAAUCAAAAAUCGUUAAAAAAAUGUACUUGUAAGAAAAGCUCGGGUUCUGCUGAACAUAUUCCAAGACCAAGAAACGCUUUCAUCUUAUUCAGACAACAUCUCCACUAUUCAAUCUUCCCAAAGGAUAGAUACAUGUUGGUCACGCAAGGCUCGUUCAAGACUAACUCAGAAGUAUCUAGAGAAAUUGGUAAACGUUGGAGACAAUUACCAGCUGAAGAAAAGAAGUACUGGCAGGACCUAGCUCAAAAGGAAAAAGAGAUGCACAAACAGAAAUACCCAGAUUAUAAGUAUGCUCCAAGAAAGCUUAUGGAUUCCCAGGAUUCCAAUAGUGACUCUGACGAUACAUCCGCUCAUCAUGGUAGACAAAGACGUAGACAAAGAGAGCCAUGUGCAUACUGUAAAUUAAAGAAGAGAUCAAACAAUUAA